GGUUCGAAGCACGGAAGCGUAGUCGCUCACCGCUCUAUAACACAACUUAACCAUGGCUGAUGUUGCUCCAAAAGUAAAGAAGGCUGCAAAGCCCAAGAAGCCCUCUAACCAUCCAAAGUACAGUGAGAUGAUCAAAGCGGCUAUUACAAGUCUGAAAGAAAGGGGAGGCUCUUCAAGACAGGCCAUCCUCCGUUAUAUUAUGGCCCAUUAUAAUGUGGGUAAGGACGAGAAAGUUGUGAACACCCACUUGAAGUUGUCUCUGAAAUCCGGGGUUAAGAAAGGAACCUUGAAACAAUCGAAGGGUACCGGAGCGUCUGGUUCAUUCCGUCUUGGUGCCGUCGAAAAAGCAAAGAAGGUGAAGAAAUCCCCAAAGGUCAAGAAGCCAAAGGCAGCCAAGCCGAAGAAGGCGAAAAGCCCAGCGAAGAAAGCCGCCAAAAAGUCCCCAGCAAAGAAAGCCACCAAGAAGUCCCCAGCGAAGAAGGCGGCCAAGAAACCAGCCACAAAGAGACCAGCCACCAAGAAGCCCAAGUCGCCAAAGAAGAAGGCACCCGCCAAAAAGGUAAAGAAGUCACCGAAGAAAGCUGCGAAGAAGUAAAAAAAAGUACUGUCUAACCCAGAAUAUGGUCUCCACUCUGUGAAUGUACAUUGGAUGGCACAAAGUGACUUUUGAGGUUAUACGAUGAGAUAGAUGUUGUGCAUUACCAUCGCCGCAGUCAUCGCAACAUCAAUUAACAUUCAACUAAAGGCAGCAUUCUUUCUUGAACAGUGCGUUUCAAACUCUGCAGAUAGACGUGCGGAUUUCGUUCAAAUCUCCAUGCAUGGACUAGUUGCUGAAUGAAGUGCUCCGUCUAGACGUAGAAGAAUUCCAUCGCCCAUCGCCUGUGUACGUGUUAUUAAAGACAGUUACCGGGCCAACAGAUAAUUUCAGCUGUCGAUGUAUUCAGUCCAGCACUUGCACUGUUUAAAUGGCACAUGUAAAUAUGUAAAGUAUAUAUCACAUAGCGACUGUGUAUUUAUUUAUCAUCUGUCGGUCGUAAACGGACUGCUUGCAGUCAUCUCGCUGGCUGAGAUGUUUUAAAGUGCUCACAAUGAAUCAGUCUUUUGCUGAUUUGAAUGGCGGUAUUUUUGUUAAUGUACAUCCGAAUUUGCUUCAAGUUUGAAGUGUACAUUUUAUUCAGAACCCUUAUUUUCUAGGGUUUUUGUUAAGAGAUUAACUAAAUGCAAUCAAGCACGUCCGGUUUGUUUCGUCGUCUGCUUUCCUAAGCAGAGUUUCAGCAGAUAGGAUUAACGUGUGAAUGGUUCUUCUUAUCUCAGUGUCUAGUUAUAGAGUGCUAUACGUAUGUUUCUCAAUCGAUGUGGUUUUUGACUUGAAAUUUCAGUUGAAUAAGAUCGUAUUUGUCACUAAUACGUCUCAUUCUCAAUCUGACAUUUAGGUAAAAUUUUAAUGAAAUGUUUCGUACAGUGGUCAUCUUGAACGAUCAUUUAAUCCAACGGACUUCGGUCAGUCUAUUAAAACUUGAAG
This is a messenger RNA of Liolophura sinensis, 1522 nucleotides long. Its product is annotated as late histone H1-like. Bases 53 to 595 code for a protein of 180 amino acids. Gene Ontology annotation, biological process: nucleosome assembly; chromosome condensation; negative regulation of DNA recombination. The record is from RefSeq and is a predicted model, not a curated record. Lineage: Eukaryota; Metazoa; Mollusca; Polyplacophora; Chitonida; Chitonidae. Gene Ontology annotation, molecular function: structural constituent of chromatin; double-stranded DNA binding; nucleosomal DNA binding. The transcript has a single exon. Gene Ontology annotation, cellular component: nucleosome; nucleus.